AUGUAAAAAGUUAAAAUUAAGUAUGACUAAUUUAUCAUAAAAAAGAAUCUUAACAUCAUUUAAAAAUAGGUUUAUCAUUAUAACAUUUAUAUCAGCAUUAAGAAGCCAUUAAAUGCUAUGAUGAGGCUUUAAAAAUCAAUCCGAAUUGUAGCGAGACAUGUUAUAAUAAGGGUAAUAAAAUCUAAAAUAUUUUUAAUAUUUUAGGCAAUGCUUUAUUAUAGAAAAGAUUCAAUCAUCGAAGAUUAAGAAUUUAUAAUAAAGCUAUAGAGAUUAAUCAAAAAUAUAGUGAAGCUUACUAUAAUAAAGAUAAUUGA
Molecule: messenger RNA, 314 nt
Organism: Paramecium pentaurelia
Lineage: Eukaryota; Ciliophora; Oligohymenophorea; Peniculida; Parameciidae
Source: the annotation of a GenBank genome assembly